Messenger RNA from Raphanus sativus (radish), 851 nucleotides. Its product is annotated as putative F-box/LRR-repeat protein 19. The record is from RefSeq and is a predicted model, not a curated record. Gene Ontology annotation, molecular function: protein binding. Lineage: Eukaryota; Viridiplantae; Streptophyta; Magnoliopsida; Brassicales; Brassicaceae. The transcript has 2 exons. The coding region runs from base 1 to 837 and encodes 278 amino acids.
AUGGGAUGGGAAUUUGGUCCAGACUGGAUGGAGUUGACUCAAGAAUGUCUCCUCGACAUCUUCUCACGGCUGAGCCUAGAAGAAAGAUGGACCGGACCGAUGUUCGUCUGCAAGACUUGGAUGAACGGGUGCCAAGACCCGUCGCUCAACUUGGUCUUCGAUCUCGAAACCAAUUUCCGGUCUCUCCCUGGUUCUGUCAGCUGUUGGUGGAGUCCCGAGUUCGGGGACAAAAUCGAUUCUGUCCUCCGGUCUGUUGUGGAUUGGAGCCAAGGCGGUCUAAAGGAGGUUCGAGUCAGGCAUUGCACGGAUAGCUCUAUCUCGUACGUCGCCCAGAGGUGUCCUAAUCUCGAGGUACUUUCGGUUAAGUAUUGCCCUAAGGUUACAGAUGACUCGAUGUUGAAGAUAGCCUUAAUGUGCCCUAAGCUCAAGGAACUUGAUAUUAGCUUCUCCUACAAAAUAUCUUGUGUGUGUGUGGAUAUGCUGGGCAAGAGCUGCAAGAACAUUCAGACUUUUAAACGGAAUUUGAUAGAUCCAGCCGAGGUCACGAGGUCCGUGCCUAGUAACUAUCUGGAGGAUCCAUCUCUCUUCUUGAUAUAUGGGAAUAUUGAUGCUUAUGUAAUUGGGAAACACAUGGAUCAGCUGAAACACCUGGAACUUCGAUUCUCCACAUUGUCUGAUAAUGGUCUUGCCCAACUUUGUGAAGGAUGUUUGAAUCUAGAGUAUCUGGACUUGUUUGGGUGUAGUAAGUUGACUAGCGAUGGUGCUACUGAUAGUAUCUCAAAAUUAAAGCAUUUGAAGGAGAUCAAGAAACCAAAUUUCCCAGCCUUUAUCAUUUGAUUGAGUUCGUAUAA